This is a messenger RNA of Stegodyphus dumicola, 342 nucleotides long. RefSeq names its product histone-lysine N-methyltransferase SETMAR-like. NCBI's taxonomy places the organism in Eukaryota, Metazoa, Arthropoda, Arachnida, Araneae, Eresidae. The record is from RefSeq and is a predicted model, not a curated record.
AUGGGGCAAUAUCCAACAUCAAAUGCUAAUACAGAAGAAAGAUCUAGAAAACGGUAUGCAUUUUUUGAUAAAAACAAUACAAAUGAAGAUAUCAAUUUAAGUUUGGUACUAAAAUUUCAGAAACAAGGAUUAUAUGAAAUUCAAGAAGCAGAUCGUUCUGGCCGACCUACCGAUGCUGAUGAGGCCCGCCUGCAAGAACUUGUAGAAGAAGAUAAGUAUGCAGCCACUCGAGAACUUGCUAAGAAGUUAGACGUCGGUGCCAUGGCCAUUAGUCGCUCUAUGCUAAACUUAACGUACAAUUUCAAUCGUUGGGUGCCGCAUGAGCUGACUCAAGCAGAUAAG